This is a messenger RNA of Polychytrium aggregatum, 1935 nucleotides long. Its product is annotated as major facilitator superfamily domain-containing protein. Gene Ontology annotation, biological process: transmembrane transport. The record is from RefSeq and is a predicted model, not a curated record. The transcript has 4 exons. NCBI's taxonomy places the organism in Eukaryota, Fungi, Chytridiomycota, Chytridiomycetes, Polychytriales. Gene Ontology annotation, molecular function: transmembrane transporter activity. Gene Ontology annotation, cellular component: membrane. The coding region runs from base 149 to 1450 and encodes 433 amino acids.
CGCUGGAUCGCCUUCGCCGCUGGCUCUCGCCCUCCGCUGCUUAUAUCACCCGCCUUGGUUGCCUCCCUCCAGCGCCCCGGCAUCCCAUCCGCCUGCUCUUCGUCUCCUUCCCUGCUCUCCUUCUGCUGCUCCCGUCGGCUGUCGCAUCAUGAAGGUCCCCCUUGGCGUCGUCAAGUGGAGCCAGGUCCUCAUCCUGUUCCUGCUCAACGUCUCCUGCAACCUCAUCUGGCUGGCCUAUGCUCCCGUCGCCGAUGCCUCCGCCGCCUACUUCAACGGCUCGCUCUCCGUCGUCAACUGGCUCAACAACGUCUACGUGCUCAUGUUCCUCCCCGGCUCCGUGGUUUCGGCCCUGGUCCUGGACCGCUCGGGUGUCCGCCGCGCCAUUCAGCUCGGCAGCAUCCUGCAGUGCGUCGGCGUGGCCUUCUGCUUCGGAGCCGCCUUCGUCCAGAACUCGACCGCUCGCAUCGGUCUCACCGUCGUGGGCCAGGCCAUCACCGGGUUCGCCCAGCCCUUCUUCCUCGAUGCCUGUCCGAAGCAAGCCUACGACUGGUUCCCUGUUGACCAGCGGGCAGUCCCCACCGCCUGCUCCACCAUUGGCAGUCCAGUCGGCAGUGCCGUGGCCUUCCUCAUCGUCCCGGCCGUGGUUCAGUCACAGGGCGAUAUCCAGACGCUGCUCCUCUACUACACCUGCCUUCUCGCCGGCCUGAUGAUCAUCACCUUGGUCGUCGCCCGAGAGCCUCCCCCUCAAGCAGAGUCGGCUCUGAAGGAAGAAGUCCGCAUCGAGACAUCGCUCAGAAAGUCGUACAGCAAGUGUCUGGGCACCAAGCUCUUUUGGCUGCUCAGCGUCACCGCUGCCGGCGGUAUCUCUCUCUUCAGCGACUUUACCUCGUACCUCAACCAGAUCAUGAGCCCUUACGGAUACACUUCGGACGACACCGGCACGAUGGGCGCUGUCCUGGUCUUCAGCGGCGUCAUAGCCACCUUUGUUUUUGGCUACCUCGCCGAUCGCACCCGCCGACAUGCCGUGAUCCUCAAGGUCAACGUCCUGAUGGUCUUUGUGGGCUACGUGUUCUUUUCGAUCAUUUUCAACAAGCCCGGCAACUUUGUUCUGGCCGUCGUUGCCUGUGCCAUCAUCGGUAUCUUCUCGGUGGGCAGCUUACCAGUCUUCCUCGACAUCAUCGUUGCCGUCACCCGCCAACACGGCAUCGGCGAAGGUGUCUCCAUGUCGCUGUUGUGGGGCUCCUCCCAGGUUUUGAUCGUGAUCAUGAACGUCAUCUGGGAUCGCACGCGCAACCCAGAUCAAUCCUAUCCUGCCGUGCCCUGGAUCGUCCUUGGAACCUGGGCUGCCUGCCUGAUCCCGCUUCAGUUCUAUCCCCUGAGCCAAGACAUGAUCCAUCUUGAUGCUCGUCUGAAGGAGCUGUCCGGCGACCACGAGGGCGCCAAACACUGAGCCAGCCCACUCCGUCCUCGAGGAGGCAAGCACACCUUCGCAGCCUUGCUGCUGUUGACUCGAGACCGAUCACCCCUCCGAUCUCCUUCACCCACUCUCGCCCUCCAGAGCAAAAGCAAACCCGAGUCCUUUGCGAUAUCAAGCAGCCCAAUGGCCUCGGGUGUCCUGCUCCCUUUCUGUGUUCCAUAUUCAUUAUCGUCAUCCUUGUACUGCGUUGAAAAAAAAAGUCUUUCGAUGGAUACAUCACUUCCUUUUGGCAAGACUGGAGGUCCCAGAGAGCAGGAAUGGCGGCGCCAUCUGAGUGGACCAUGGAGAUGAUGAGUCUGUGGGCACUGCAGGCUCUGUGGCCAUGAUCCCAUCCGAUGCCGGCUGCGAUAUCUGCAGCCCUUCCGCAGGCAGCCAGCUAUUGCGUAUGAUGUGGGAAGCAAUGGCUCGCUAACCGCUUCGUCACUGGGCCCAUUACAGGCAAUCCAAUAAAAAACGGG